UUAAAUAUAAAUAAGACCCGUCGAUUAAACAAAGGCAUGGAUAUCAAAUUAGCUAAGACUAAUAUCAGAAAGCAAGUGGGAGGUAGCUAUAGCCUAUUAACCAGUAUUUUAUCAAUGGGCAGAGCCUUGGCACCAACAAUUGGUAAAACACUUGGUUUGUCAGCGUUAGCAGGUCUUGCCAGUGAAGGCGCUAGUCAAUUGGUAAAAACGAUAUCUGGAGGCAACUUACUGAGGGAUGUUGUAGGCGCUGAAAGAACUUUAGCAUCAACAUUAAAAAAAGAUCACUGCAGGGCAAGUAGGAGACUUUUUAAUCCCACAGAAUAAAAUUAAUCAGUUGAUUGCGUAUAAACACCUUCUGUUCCCAAAACAGAAGCAAGAUAUUCUUAAUGCUCUUCAAACAGGUUCAGGUGUUCGUAUAAAGCAAAUCACAUUACAGCUGGGUAACGGUCUUGGGACUAUUCUAGCAUCAAUGGGUAUUCCAUUAGCUAUUGAACUGGUUAAAAAAAUAACUGGUAGGGGGGCACCAAGAUUGGGGACAAGUACUGGAAAACAAGAUGGUCAUGGAACC
Molecule: messenger RNA, 568 nt
Organism: Porites lobata
Lineage: Eukaryota; Metazoa; Cnidaria; Anthozoa; Scleractinia; Poritidae
Source: the annotation of a GenBank genome assembly